Molecule: messenger RNA, 1676 nt
Organism: Hordeum vulgare subsp. vulgare (domesticated barley)
Lineage: Eukaryota; Viridiplantae; Streptophyta; Magnoliopsida; Poales; Poaceae
Product: serine carboxypeptidase-like 51
Exons: 12
Coding region: 100-1482 (460 amino acids)
Biological process (GO): proteolysis
Molecular function (GO): serine-type carboxypeptidase activity
Source: RefSeq, a predicted model, not a curated record
UAACGGGAUGGUACGGUGAGACGCGGCCUAUUUAGAUUGUUGCUGGCCACAGUACGUGCUCCUCGCACUCAGAAGCCACACGCCACUCGUCACAUCGGAAUGGACAAGCACAGUCGACCUCUGCUUGCUCUGCUUUCCCUCCUCCUCUGCCUCUCCCAGCUCCGGGCCAGCUCCGCCAGCUCCGUCACCGCCGGCAAACCGGACGGCACGGAGCUCUGGGGGUUCGUCGAAGUCCGACCAAAGGCUCACCUGUUCUGGUGGUACUACAAGAGCCCCCAGAGGGUGUCGACGCCGUCCAAGCCAUGGCCGACCGUCCUCUGGCUACAGGGCGGUCCUGGAGCGUCGGGGGUGGGCAUCGGCAACUUCAUGGAGAUCGGCCCCCUCGACGUCAACCUGAAGCCUCGAAACUCCACGUGGCUGCAGAAGGCCGACCUCAUCUUCGUGGACAACCCUGUGGGGGUCGGGUACAGUUACGUCGAGGACGACAGCCUACUGGUGACGAGUGACUGGCAGGCGGCCACGGACGCCACCACGCUCCUCAAGGCGCUGGCCAAGGAGCUGCCCACCCUGCAGCAGGGGAGCCCCCUCUACCUCGUCGCCGAGUCCUACGGCGGAAAGUACGCGGCCACACUCGGCGUCUCGGUCGCAAGGGCCGUCCGUGCCGGCGACCUCAAGAUCAAGCUCGCAGGCGUCGCGCUCGGCGAUAGCUGGAUCUCGCCGGAGGAUUUCACGCUCGCCUACGCGCCGGUGCUCCUGGAUGUUUCGAGGCUGGACGACAACGCCGGCGACGCCGCCAAGAAGAAGGCGGCGACGGUGAAGGAGCAGAUCGCGGCCGGGCGGCUGGCCGCCUCGCAGGGGUCGUGGUCGGAUCUUUUGGAUUUCAUUCGCUCCAAGAGCGCCAGCGUCGACAUGUACAAUUUCUUGCUCGACGCCGGCAUGGACCCGGUGGCGGCGGACCUGCCGGCGACCUCGUCGAGCAAAACGCAGGUGACAAAGUACUCGACGUACCUCGCCGGAAGCCAGGAGGAAGCCGGCGCCAACACCCUCAGCGGCAUCAUGAACGGGGUCAUCAAGGAGAAGCUCAAGAUCAUCCCCAAGGAACACGAGUGGUACGAGCUGUCAGACCCCGUCUACAACGCGCUGGUCAACGACUUCAUGAAGCCAAGGAUCGACGAGGUCGACGAGCUGCUGUCUUACGGCGUGGAUGUCACGGUUUAUAACGGCCAGCUCGAUGUGAUUUGCUCGACCAAGGGCGCGGAAGCAUGGGUGCAGAAGCUCAAAUGGGAUGGGCUGAAGAACUUCCUGAGCCUUCCGCGGGAGCCUCUGUACUGCGGAUCAUCCACGGUCACCAAGGCCUUUGUCAGGUCCUACAAGAACCUGCAUUUCUACUGGAUCCUUGGCGCUGGCCACUUCGUGCCUGCCGACCAGCCUUGCAUUGCGCUGAGCAUGAUCGGUGGCAUAACCCAGUCUCCAGCCAGCUAGGCGAGGACACCCGGAGCAGAUCCUGUUUGUCGGAUAGGAAAAGGACAUUGACGAUACAAGUAUAGAUAGAAAGCUUGCGUACUUUAAAGGGCGAUGAAAUUGGUUGUAAGGUGCAUUGGUGUGUGAGUGGGGGUUAAAGCUGCUCCGUUUUAUUCUCCGAAUAAAGAUGACACCUUUCAGAGCGUCUUUCACAA